AAGACUUGAGAGGAGCUGAGUGGAGACUUGGACGGCCCAGUUUGGAUUUGACCAUUUCUCUCUCUCUCUCAGUGCUGCGGUAGACUGUGUGGUCUCCUCUCUCUAGUCUUCUUGCUACCUCGUGCUGCCGUGGGAAGCAUAAAGCUGGAUCUUGAUCGACCGCACCAUCAAUCAAUCGAUCGAUCAAUCGCUUAGCCAUUUUAUUCUGCCCCAAAGGUGUUACGCUGCUAGAUCGACUCGGAGCUGCGGUGGCGAUCCCUGUGGAAUUUGCUCCUGGCGUCGUUUCUUUGAAAGAUUGUCCGCGAAGAAUUUGUGCAUGCGAAAGGAGAAGAAGGAUUGAGAUUGGUUAGACGCUCAGCACAAUGGGCGGGCUUUGCUCGAAACGAUCUGCUGUAGAUAAAUCGCCCAGCGAGAGUACCCUCGAUUCCAAUGGGCUCAGGGAUCAACCGAUGCCGAAUCAAUCCCGUAGUAAGAUGAAAGGGGCUUUGGCUUAUUCGAUAGCAGGAGAAACUAUGGAGAAGCGGCUGCAAGAACAGACCGUUUCCGUUACGGAGGGGAUGAGUGUGCCCGCUGAAGACUUACAUGCCGCUUCUGCAGAGGCCACGGAGCCACAGUUAUCGAGGGCUUUCUCACAAAAGUCCAGGUCAACCAUGUCAAAGCCCUCCGACCCUGGGCAGUCUGGGACUACUAAGGUUUCAGAAGUGAGCUCAGUUUUGGGCAAGGCAGGUAGUGUUGGGUUUGGCAAAGCUGUGGAGGUAUUGGAUACACUCGGUAGUACCAUGACGAAUUUGCACCUGAAUAGUAGUUUUGUAUCAGGAGUUUCAACAAAGGGAAACAAAAUAUCUAUAUUAUCUUUUGAAGUUGCCAAUACCGUUGUUAAAGGUUUUAAUCUAAUGCAAUCGCUUUCAAAGGAGAACAUAAAGUAUUUGAAGCAAGUGGUACUUCGAUCAGAAGGUGUACAAUAUUUAAUAUCCAAAGACAUGGAUGAGUUGCUGAGGGUUGCUGCUGCUGACAAAAGGGAAGAGCUGAAAGUAUUUUCCAAAGAGGUUGUUCGCUUUGGAAAUCGUUGUAAAGAUCCUCAAUGGCACAACUUGGAACGCUAUUUUGACAAACUAGCAUCAGAACUUACCCAUCAAAAACAGUUGAAAAAAAUAGCUGAAACUGCAAUGGAGCAGCUCAUGACAUUGGCUCAUUAUACAGCUGAACUAUACCAUGAGUUGCAUGCCUUGGAUAAAUUUGAGCAAGAUUAUAAGAGAAAACAUCAAGAAGAUAAUAGUGCAAAUGGAGUACAAAGAGGUGAUAAUCUCCAAAACCCAAGGCAAGAUUUGAAGAGCCAAAGAAAGCAUGUAAAGUCCUUGAAGAAAAGAUCACUCUGGUCCAAGAAUUUGGAAGAGGUGUUGGAAAAGCUUGUAGAUAUUGUCCACUUCUUACACUUGCAGAUUCAGGAUGCCUUUGGAACUGCUGAUACUGAUAAACCAUCAGAGUUGACUAUGAAGAGUCAAAGAAGAUUGGGACCUGCUGGCCUUGCGCUACAUUAUGCAAAUAUCAUUACUCAGAUAGACACCCUUGUCUCUCGGUCAAGCUCUGUACCUUCAAAUACAAGAGACUCGUUGUACCAAGGAUUGCCCCCGACGAUGAAAAAUGCAUUUCGUUGUAGGUUGCAAUCAUUUCAGAUCAAGGAAGAGCUUACUGUUCCUCAAAUCAAAGCAGAGAUGGAAAAAUCAUUGCGGUGGCUUGUCCCGAUAGCCAAUAACACAACCAAGGCUCACCAUGGUUUUGGUUGGGUUGGAGAGUGGGCAAACAUAGGGUCCGAGGUGAAUCGAAAGCCAGGUGGUUCGGUGGACUUGAUUCGGGUAGAGACACUCUACCAUGCAGACAAGGAGAAGACUGAAGCAUACAUCCUUAACUUAUUGCUAUGGCUUCACCAUCUCAUCAGCCGCUUGAAGUCCAGUGGUGGAGGGAUCAAAUCUCCCAUCAAAUCCCCAGUUUGUUCUCCCUCACAAGAGGGUUUAACCAUAACAUCACUGUCUGCGAAACCGAGCCCCCCAUCAUCCGUGCUCUCUCAAGAAGACGAAGAAAUGCUGCAGUACGUGAACUUCAGGAAACUGAUCCCAGGGAUUAGCAAGAGCCAGGAGUUUGACACAACAAAGUCGAAGUCGGGCAGGCACAACCGGCUGAGCAAGAGCAACAGCCACUCGCCUGCCAGCUGUACCAGGAAAGACUUCUUUGCAGGGGCUAGAAGGCCGUCGUUGCUUCCCGUCAUUGACUUUAACAUCGACAGGGUAAAAGCGCUGGAUAUGAUCGAUCGAGUGGAUGAUAUCAGAAAACCGUGAAGCAGCUACAGAACAUGAUCCGAGGAUUCAUCAAGUCCAGCAAAAUGAUAUGAAGAAGAGUGUUCAUAUGCAAACAGAUAACCUCACAUGAUGGAGCGCUUGUGGAUAGAGAUGGAGACGGCAAGCAUGAUCGACUUGUAUCAUGAAGUUAUAAUGUUCUGUGUACAAGCCUUUCGGAUCUAAUAAAUAUUCUAAAUGUUUUGAGAUAAAAUGUGGCUGUCAAAGGAUCUCCACUGUGAUGAUGAAGGCUAUUUUAGUAGCAAAUUACAGAGUCAAGGACAGUAAUAUCAUUAUAUAAUAUAUUUUAAUCCUGAUA
Messenger RNA from Musa acuminata AAA Group (dessert banana), 2649 nucleotides. RefSeq names its product protein PSK SIMULATOR 1. Gene Ontology annotation, biological process: positive regulation of growth. The transcript is spliced from 13 exons. The record is from RefSeq and is a predicted model, not a curated record. NCBI's taxonomy places the organism in Eukaryota, Viridiplantae, Streptophyta, Magnoliopsida, Zingiberales, Musaceae. The coding region runs from base 363 to 2333 and encodes 656 amino acids.